GGUGGGCGUAUUUUUAUUCGCAACAAGCAAGAGAUUCUCUUUCCUCAGCUAUGGCUGACGGAGAGAAGGUACCACCACUAACCAGGCAGUUUUCCAAAACUGCAGUCACUCGAAAGCACUUUCGUCGUGACCAGACGCAAGAGAGGCGAAAGAGCAGGGGCCCUGUGACAGACUCCAACAAAGAAAAACAGCAAAAGCUCAAGGAAGAAAAAGAAGCUAAGAGAGCGACCCUGGAUGCACGUCAUCAGCAUCUAUUCUCCUCAGUAGCUGCUAAACUUGGCCUUGAAGAUGCUGAAGUUGAAGAUUUUAUUUUGGAAGGAGACCAGCUUAGUAUGAUGGACGAUUUCUUUGCUGCAAAUGGUCCAAAAGGGUUGUUAUUUUUCUACAAAGAAGUUCCCACUAAAACUCCAGAUGGUAAAGCAGGAAAACCUGUUAAAGAGCUCUACGUUACUGAUGGGACUAAAGAACCUUUCCCGGGUCUUGGCAUGUUCUUUCUACGUGCGUCACCAAAAGCACUGACAACUGCCAACAUUGCGCAAGACACAAAUUUUGGUGUCCUAGAAUCAAGGAGUGGAGGUGGACUCCUUGAGGCAAUGGAAACACUAAUGAAGAACGUGUUUGUGCCUGCACUCAAGGAGCAGUCUAACUGGGGGGAACUCUCAAAGGAUGUGUCGGGUCAUAAUGUAAAGGAAUCAUUCCUUGGGAAACUUGACAGUUUUAUCUCUGUCCUUGCUAAUGCUCGUGCAAGCGUAGCCGACGCUGCAAAGCUUUCCCCUUGCUCUCAUCCUGGCGUGUCUGCAGUCUCCUCUCUCUCUGAAGCCAUGGUAGCUGCUAAUGUGCCAGAGAUAGUUGAAGGUGCUGAAACGACUGCACUCCUAUGGUGUAAAGAAAUAGAGCAGAUACUGACAGAAUCUGAGCAGUUGAGGAAAGAGGCUGAUGAUGUUGGCCCCAAAGCAGAACUAGACCAUUGGAAGAAACGUCUUGCCAAGUUUGACUCGCUCACUGCUUGUGUCAAGAGCCCUCAGUUCAAGACUGUAAUGAGCAUUCUGUUAGCAUCAAAGUCUAAAGUGUUGAAGACGUGGAAGGAAUUAGAUCUUCAGAUCACUGAUUUUACUAACGAGGCAAAGGAUAAUGUCAAGUUUCUUUAUACGCUGGAAAAGUAUUGUGAACCUUUAUACAAGUGCAAUCCAGUAAGCAUGCUGGAUGCUAUCCCAGGAUUAAUGAAUGCCAUCAGGAUGAUAAACAGUUAUUCACGGUAUUACAAUACCUCAGAGCACAUGACGGCAUUAUUUGUCAAAGUCACCAACCAGAUGAUCAACGCAUGCAAGGCACACAUCACUGACAAUGGGUAUCACAAGGUUUGGGAGCAGGAGAGAGACCAGGUUGUCCUCAAGAUGGAGCAUUGCAUAAAGUUGAAUGAAGAAUACCAGCAAUGCUUCCAGAGGACAAAGAAGCGCCUUGAAGACCAUCCUGAUGAGAAGCCUUUUGAUUUCUCUGAAAUGUACAUUUUUGGCAAGUUCAACAGCUUCUGCAGAAGGCUGCAUAAUAUUACCGAGUUCUUGAAGACAACAAAAGUCUACGAGACUCUCUCCCUAUCUCGUAUUGAGGGUAUUGAGACUUUUAAUUCUCGUUUUAGUCUCCUAGCGACUGGACUUAAGAAGAAGCCUUAUGAUGUCCUUGAUCACAGGAAGGAGGAUUUUGAAGUUGAUUAUGAGGACUUCAAGUUGCAACUGAAAGACCUUGAUUUUCAGCUUCAAGCUCACAUGGACCAGUUUUAUGUAGGGCUCACUUCAGUUGAAAGAGCUAUUUACUUUACAAAGAAAUUUGAACGCCUUAAAUUGCCUUGUCUGGAUAUGUUAGCAAAGUGGAGGUUGACUGUUGAUUUAUUUGUUGCUGAUCUCAAGUUUGUACAAACCGAGUACAAUUCCAAGAAGCACUCUCCUCCUCUUAAUCGAAACCUGCCUCCUCUUGUCGGGAAGAUUGCCUGGUCUCGCCAGCUCUUUCAUCGCAUCAACAAACCUGUUCAAGGUUUCCAGUCUUUCAAGAAAGUCCUUGAUCUACCGGAAACUCGGAAAGCACUCAAGGGCUUUAAUAAACUGGCACAGGUGUUGGUGGAAUAUGAAUUGAUUCACACUAAUCUUUGGAAUAAGAAAAUUUCCGACGUUGAGAAGAGCCUCAACUCAACUCUCCUUGUGCGAGACCCAGACACUCAAGUCGUGUACGUCAACUACGACCCACAGAUUCACGAGCUAAUGAGAGAGAUUGAUGUGAUGGGACAGCUGGGGAUAGAUGUACCUCCAAAAGCAAUGGAGAUGAGGCAAAAGAGAGAUGAGUUGAAAGAGAAAUAUGAUAGCUUAAAAUUGAUGCUGGAGGAGAACGAGUCUGUCAGAGCUCAGAUCCCCGACCUUCUCUUCAACCUCAUGUUGCCUCACCUUGAAAUGAUGGAUGAGACACUGAGCCCUGGCCUGACCCUUUUACGCUGGACCUCACUAAACAUUGACUCAUACAUUGAGAGUGUGAGGGCCUCACUCAAAGAGCUGGAGACGCUCAUCAGUCGUGCUAAGGAUAUACUGGAUGUGAGGAUUGAGGGAGGACUUAGCCGAAUUAAACAAACUGUUCUCUGUGAGUUGCCUGACGGAGAGCAAUGGACACCUCAACAGUUCAUGGAUAAAGUGAAUGCUUUGUGUGAAAAGUGUUCCAGUGAGCUUGAUUCUCAUACUUUAAAACUUGAGCUGGCCACUACUGAGCUCCUUAAGCUCCUCCUCUCUCUUGAGGAUGAGAAGGAGCUGGAGCUACUUUCAUCAGACAGCAGUCCAUCUGUAGCUACUGUUAGGACUGGAGUGUCCCGUCGCUCAAGUGUUGCACAUGUAGACAUGAGUCUACCUCCAGGAGAAGCAGCUGAAAUGAGACGAAAGAAAAAGAAAGAGGAGCUGAGAGAGGAGGCAGGGGCUCUUUUUGAUUAUAUUUCCCGGAAGAACAGCGAGGCACUUGUACAGGCAACCCGUACUACACUAGAGAAGCUAAAGAAAGCUCUCAACCCUCCAAUAAUUAACUAUGCCGAUCAAAGUGACGAGAAAGGAGAGAGACAGCCUGUGCUUAAAGUCCACUUGGAACUAGCAAUACCUAACCUUGUCGUGAAGCCAAACUUUGAGUCAAUACAGGGAACUAUUAAUGAUAUUGUUCAGACUAUACUGGGAGUCCAUAAGAGGGUCUAUCAGUGGGGACAGGCUAGGAUAGAGCCAGGGAGUGAAUCGGAAGUCCCUUCUUUGACAUCAGCAAGUCAAGGAGCCCUCGCUGCAGCUAGUCAGACUCUCCCAAGUCCUUCGCAAGCUCAAAUGUCAAAGAAGCCAGAGCUAAAGAACUUUCAUCGAAAUGUAGUUGAGCACAAGGACAUUGCAAAACUUGUCUCUGGUCUUAGUUCAGCCAUCACUGCAGCAAAGCCAACAGUAAUGGAGAGUUUUAGAUACUUUAAUGUUUACGAGGAUUUAUGGAAGACCGAGCAGUCGGUAAAGAUAGCCGAGUUUAUGGAUAAGGACCCAUCUCUGGGAGACUUUGAGGGUGAGAUGAAACAUUACGAAGUAUUGGAGGCCGAGAUUGAAGCAGAGAAUGAUCUGAUCAUUGUUGGAGCUUUUCUCCUUGAUGCUACUAAUCUUAAAUUAUCCAUCAUUGCCGAGUCAAAGUCAUGGAAGGUUCUUUAUGGGCAGCACAUGAACACCAAGUUCAGUACCUUAAUGGAGAAGACCCUGGAACAAAUUGAAGACAUUGCAAAGAGACUCAGUCGACCGAUAAAAGACCUUGAUGAUGUUCGUACGGCAAUGUCCGCCUUGUUAGAGAUCAGAGAGAAUGAGAUUCAAAUUGACAUGUCUCUUGGACCAAUUGAAGAGUCUUAUGGAGUGUUGAGUAAGUUUCAGAUUCAAGUUCAAAAAGAAGAGGCAGAGAGAGUAGACACUCUUCGUUACUCUUGGCAGAAGCUCCUUGCAUCAGCUGCUCAAGUCCAGGAUCACUUGAUCAAGAUACAGUCUGACUUCCAAGAGAAGCUCCUUACAAAUGUUGACAUAUUUAAAGUAGAUACAGAGAAGUUCUAUGGUGACUAUGCUACAUCUGGGCCAAUGGUCGAAGGGAUUGCUCCCAGGGAAGCUUCGGACAGGUUAAACCUGUUUCAGACCCAGUUUGACGAGUUAUGGAGACGCUUUCAGACAUACACUGACGGCGAGAAACUCUUUGGUCUCUCUUCAACUGCCUACCCAGAGCUGGAUAGAAUCAGGAAGGAACUUAAUCUCCUCCAGAAGUUGUACGGCCUUUAUAACAUUGUGAUGGACAGUGUGGAUGGAUAUUAUGACAUACUUUGGACAGAGGUUGACAUUGAGAAGAUAAAUAAUGAGAUCCUUGACUUCCAGAACAAGUGCCGAAAGUUGCCUAAAGCUGUCAAGGACUACAAAGCAUUUGAUGACUUGAGGAAGAAGAUUGAUGACUUUAACGAGACUUGCCCUCUCCUUGAAAUGAUGGCAAACAAAGCUCUGAAGGAGAGACACUGGCAAAGAAUGGAGGCAGUUACUAAACACAGCUUUGAUGUCGAGUCAGAGAAUUUCCUUUUGAGGAACAUAAUGGAAGCUCCUUUACUUCAAUUCAGAGAAGACAUUGAGGAUAUUUGUAUAGCAGCUGUUAAAGAGAAGGAUAUUGAGGCAAAGCUCAAGCAAGUGGUUGUUGAUUGGGGCGUCCAGAACUUUAGCUUUGCGCCCUUCAAGACAAGGGGAGAGCUUCUGCUCAGAGGAGAAGAAACUUCUGAAAUUAUUUCACUAAUGGAAGACUCUCUGAUGGUCCUAGGAUCACUUAUGUCCAAUAGAUAUAACGCUCCCUUUAAGAAGGACAUACAACUUUGGGUUCAAAAGUUGUCAAACUCAACUGAAAUCAUUGAGAAUUGGCUUGUUGUUCAGAAUCUCUGGGUAUACUUAGAAGCAGUUUUUGUUGGAGGUGACAUUGCAAAGCAGCUUCCAAAAGAAGCUAAAAGAUUUCAAAACAUUGACAAGUCUUGGAUAAAAAUAAUGACUAAAGCACACGAGAUCCCGAACGUUGUCCAGUGUUGUGUUGGAGAUGAGACACUUGGCCAGUUGCUCCCUCAUCUCCUGGAGCAGCUGGAGUUGUGUCAGAAAUCCCUCACUGGCUAUCUUGAGAAGAAGAGGCUCAUAUUUCCUCGAUUCUUCUUUGUGUCUGAUCCUGCACUCCUUGAGAUAUUAGGACAAGCAUCAGACUCGCACACCAUACAAGCUCAUCUUCUCAGUGUCUUUGAUAACAUAAAGACUGUUACUUUUCAUGAGAAAGAGUACGACAAGAUACUUGAGAUCAAGUCAAGAGAACCAGAAACAAUUGAACUGGAGCAACCAGUAAUGGCACAAGGCAAUGUUGAGUUAUGGCUGGGCAGUCUUCUCACUGCUUCAUUGAAUGCAGUCAAGUUUGUGAUCAAACAGGCAUCAGUUGCUAUUGCUGAUCCUAACUUUGCACUAAUGGAAUAUCUCAACAAUUAUCCAGCUCAGGUUGGUAUUCUUGGUAUUCAACUCAUAUGGACAAGAGAUGCUGAAGUUGCUCUCUCUCAGGCUCGCUCCGACAAGAAGAUAAUGGCCGCCACUAAUGACUUCUUCCUUGAAAUGUUGAACUCACUGAUUGGGAUGACAACGCAAGAGCUUAAGAAGAUAGACAGAGUCAAAUACGAGACACUUGUCCUCAUUCACCUUCACCAGCGAGACAUCUUUGAUGAUCUGGUUCGUUUGAAUGUCAAAUCUGCAACUGAUUUUGAAUGGUUAAAGCAAAGCAGGUUCUAUUUCAAUGAAGACACUAGCUCUGUCGUUAUUUCAAUAACGGACGUUGACUUUACAUACCAGAAUGAGUUCCUUGGCUGUACUGAGCGUCUGGUCAUUACUCCACUCACUGACAGGUGCUAUAUCACACUAGCUCAGGCCCUUGGGAUGUCACUGGGAGGAGCUCCUGCUGGCCCUGCAGGUACUGGUAAAACAGAAACUACUAAGGACAUGGGUAGAGCUCUAGGUAAAUAUGUGGUUGUGUUCAAUUGCUCAGAUCAAAUGGACUUCCGUGGCCUUGGGCGCAUUUACAAGGGCCUGGCCCAGUCUGGCUCCUGGGGCUGCUUUGAUGAGUUCAAUAGAAUAGAACUACCAGUACUCUCUGUUGCUGCACAGCAGAUAUUCAUUGUGCUGAUAGCUAAGAAAGAAAGGAAGACAGAGUUCAUUUUUACUGAUGGUGACGUGGUCAGUCUUAGCCCAGAGUUUGGACUAUUUUUGACAAUGAAUCCUGGUUAUGCCGGUAGGCAGGAGUUACCAGAGAAUCUCAAGAUUAACUUUAGGCCAAUAGCCAUGAUGGUCCCUGAUAGACAAAUCAUUAUUCGUGUCAAACUAGCUUCUUGUGGUUUCCUACAGAACAUUGUCCUUGCCUCAAAGUUUUAUACAUUGUACAAACUUUGCGAGGAACAGCUAUCAAAACAAGUUCAUUAUGACUUUGGGUUAAGGAACAUCCUAUCUGUCCUUCGUUCCCUGGGUCCAGUUAAAAGGAUGUGUCCUAACGACAGCGAAGAGAUGAUUGUAAUGAGGAGUUUGCGUGACAUGAAUUUAUCUAAACUGGUUGACGAGGAUGAGCCGCUGUUCCUCAGUUUAAUAAACGACUUGUUCCCAGGGAUCACCUUGGAGACUGCUGGCUAUCCUGAACUUGAGGCAGCCAUUGAUACUAGGGUCAAAGAGGCUGGCCUUAUCAAUCACCAGUCCUGGACACUCAAACUAAUCCAACUGUUUGAGACACAGCGUGUCCGUCACGGUUUCAUGGUCCUUGGUCCUAGUGGAACAGGUAAGACUUGCUGCAUUAACGUACUAAUGAAAGCAAUGACCGACUGUGGAGAGCCACACAGGGAAAUGAGAAUGAAUCCAAAGGCCAUCACUGCCCCACAAAUGUUUGGUCGUCUUGAUGUAGCCACUAACGACUGGACUGAUGGUAUAUUCUCCACUCUAUGGAGACGGACUCACAAAGCAAAGAAAGGAGAGCACAUAUGGCUAGUCCUAGAUGGACCGGUAGAUGCCAUAUGGAUAGAAAACCUCAACAGUGUACUGGACGAUAAUAAGACACUGACGCUUGCUAACGGUGACCGUAUUCCCAUGUUCCCUGACUGCAAGAUUGUCUUUGAGCCGCACAAUGUUGACAAUGCCUCCCCAGCCACUGUAUCUCGUAACGGUAUGGUCUACAUGAGUUCCUCUGGUCUGGACUGGAAGCCCAUUCUUCAGAGCUGGCUCCUUAAAAAAGUCAAAGAGAAGAAGAUAACCUCAUCAGAGUCUGAUAUACUUCUCAAUAUAUUUGAAGGCUCAUUCAUUGACAUAUAUAACUAUGUGUCUGUGAUGCUUGAGGCAAAAAUGGAGCUACUCCAGUGUAACUACAUAGUGCAGGCUUGCUACAUAAUAGAGGGACUCAUACCAUCAAAGGAAGAGAAUGUAUCACUAAAGCCAAAGCAUCUUGAGCACUUGUACAUAUUUGCAAUAAUGUGGAGCAUAGGGGCCCUCCAGGAGUUGGACAGUAGGGCUAAGAUGGAGUCAUGGAUGAAAGAGCAUAAACCUGAUCUGGACUUCCCUGUGCUUCAAAAUGAAGGUGAUACUAUUUUUGAGUAUGUGCCAGCGGAGGAUAAUGGUGACUGGAUACACUGGUCGACCCGUGUUGAGGAGUACGUGUAUCCAAGGGACAGCAUACCUGCCUAUCACACCAUCCUUGUACCUAAUGUCGAUAACGUCCGCACUGACUUCCUCAUCCACACACUGUCAAAGCAAUCCAAAGCUGUUCUCCUCAUAGGAGAGCAAGGGACAGCUAAGACUGUCAUUAUCCAUGGGUACCUCUCAAAGUACAACGUUGAGGAGCACCUCAGUAAAGGUCUCAGUUUCUCUUCUGCUACCACCCCGGGUCACUUCCAGCGAUCAAUCGAGAGCUACAUUGACAAGAGGGUGGGGACCACUUACGGCCCACCAGCUGGAAAGAAGAUGACAGUCUUUAUUGAUGAUGUGAACAUGCCCAUCAUUAACGAGUGGGGGGAUCAGAUCACUAACGAGAUAGUACGACAGACUAGUGAAAUGCAGGGUUUCUACUCUCUUGAGAAACCAGGGGACUUUACGCACAUUGAAGAUAUUCAGUUCCUUGCUGCCAUGAUCCAUCCUGGAGGUGGUCGUAAUGACAUACCUCAGAGACUAAAGAGACAGUUCAGUGUCUUCAAUUGCACUCUGCCCUCUAAUGCUUCCAUUGACAAGAUAUUUGGUGCUAUUGGUUGUGGGUACUUCUGUGCUGAGAGAGGCUUUGGCUCUGAGAUAAUUGAAAUGAUACCAAAACUUGUCAUAUGUACCAGGAAACUGUGGCAAGACACUAAGGGCAAGAUGUUGCCUACUCCAGCUAAGUUUCAUUAUAAUUUCAAUCUUCGUGAUCUCUCUCGUAUCUGGGAGGGUAUGCUCCACGUUGAGAAAGAGACCAUGAGCUCUCUUGAGGUUCUCUUGGGUCUCUGGAAGCACGAGUGCACACGAGUCAUUGCAGACAGGUUCACUAACCCAGAAGAUAAGGAGUGGUUUGAUAAAAGGGUACCAGUGGUGUUUAGCGAUGAGAUUGGACCUGAUGUUGCCUCUAGGAUACCAGAGGAACCUUAUUUUGUUGAUUUCCUGAGAGACCCACCAGAGCCGACUGGAGAUGAACCUGAUGAUGCUGAAUUAGAAGCUCCUAAGAUAUAUGAACCAAUUCCAUCAUAUGCUGAAGUGGAGGAGAGACUCACUAACUUCCUACAGCAGUACAACGAGACGGUGAGAGGCUCUGGAAUGGAUCUUGUAUUCUUCAAAGAUGCCAUGGUCCACUUUAUAAAGAUAUCCCGUAUCAUACGAACAGACCGUGGGAAUGCACUCCUAGUUGGAGUGGGUGGAUCAGGAAAGCAGAGUCUCACGAGACUGGCCUCAUUCAUUGCAGGGUACAAAACCUUCCAGAUCACACUAACAAGGACCUACAAUGCUAACAAUCUACUGGACGAUUUAAAGAUUUUAUACAGAACAGCAGGUCAGCAAGGUAAAGGAAUGACUUUCCUGUUCACUGAUCAAGAGAUUAAGGAUGAAGGCUUCCUCGAAUACAUUAACAAUGUCCUCUCUUCCGGGGAAGUCUCAAAUCUUUUUGCGAGAGAUGAAAUUGACGAAAUAAACUCUGAGCUAAUCCCGAUCAUGAAGAAGGAGUUUCCAAGACGGCCUCCCACACCCGAGAACCUUUAUAAUUACUUCUUAACCCGCGCCAGGAAGAACCUUCAUGUUGUACUCUGUUUCUCGCCGGUAGGAGAGAAGUUUCGUAGUCGCUCGUUGAAAUUCCCUGGGCUUUUCAGCGGUUGCACCAUGGACUGGUUCAGCCGCUGGCCCAAGGAUGCUUUGAUUGCUGUUGCUCAUCAUUUUAUUUCUGAUUUUGAUAUAAUGUGUACUCCUGAGGUGAAGCAAGAGGUGAUAAAAGCCAUGGGUGUAUUCCAAGACUUUGUUGCUGAGAGUUGCGUUAAUUAUUUUGAGCGAUUUCGUCGUACAACGCAUGUCACACCAAAAUCUUACCUCUCAUUUAUCUCGGGAUAUAAGAAGAUUUACAUUGAAAAGAAAAGUCAAGUGCAAGAGCUCUUUGACAGAAUGAACACUGGACUUGAUAAACUGCUGGAAGCUGGUGAGUCUGUGGCUGAGCUUGCUAAAGAACUUGCAGUGAAAGAGAAGGACCUAGUGGUAGCCUCAAAGGAAGCAGAGAAAGUUUUAGCUGAAGUGACAGUGAAAGCACAAGCUGCUGAAAAGGUCAAAGCUGAAGUUCAAAAGGUGAAGGACAGAGCCCAGGCAGUUGCUGAUGCUAUAUCAGCCGAUAAAUCCGUUGCUGAGGAGAAGCUAGAGAAAGCAAGGCCUGCUCUAGAAGAGGCUGAAGCUGCUCUGCAGACAAUCAAAUCAGGAGAUAUUGCUACAGUGAGGAAGCUUGGCACUCCUCCUCACCUCAUCAUGAGGAUCAUGGACUGUGUGUUGCUCCUCUUUCAAAAGAAGCUCAACAAUAUGGCACAAGAUCCCGAGCGUCCUGGCCCAAAGCCCUCGUGGUCAGAGUCACUCAAGCUGAUGAGUCAGACUGGUUUCCUUGCAAGCUUGCAGACCUUUCCAAAGGACAGCAUUAAUGAAGAGACUGUUGAACUGCUUGAGCCAUACUUUAGAAUGGAGGACUACAAUUCUGAAACUGCAAAGAAAGUGUGCGGUAAUGUUGCUGGUCUCUGCUCUUGGACAAAAGCAAUGUCUUUCUUUUAUGGGAUAAACAAAGAAGUCCUUCCCCUCAAAGCCAACCUGGCUAUACAGGAGGUCAAGUUCCAGGCAGCACAGGCUGAGCUUGAAGAAGCAAACAAGACACUAGCAGCAAAACAGGAGGAGCUUGAUGUUGUUAGGGCACUCUAUGAUGAGGCGAUGAGUAAGAAACAAGCACUGAUUGAUGAUGCUGAAACUUGCAAGAGAAAGAUGAAAGCUGCCUCAGCACUCAUUGAAGGACUGGGAGGAGAGAAGGAGAGAUGGACCCAACAGAGUAAAGAAUUUAAAUCUCAACUCGGAAGGCUGGUUGGUGAUAUAUUGCUAGCCACUGGUUUCCUCUCAUACUCUGGUCCUUUCAAUCAAGAGUUCCGUGGCAUUCUAAUUGAAGCUUGGAAGAAAGAGCUUGCAUCUCGUAAUGUACCAUUCUCCCUCGACCUCAAUCUUGUUAGUCUGUUGACUGACUCUGCCACCAUCAGCGAAUGGAACCUUCAAGGUCUUCCCAACGAUGAGCUCUCAGUCCAGAACGGAAUCAUCGUAACUAAAGCCACUCGUUACCCACUGCUCAUUGAUCCACAAGGUCAGGGGAAAACCUGGAUUAAGAAUAGAGAAGCAAACACUGAACUUCAGAUGACUAACUUGAAUCACAAGUACUUCAGGACUCAUCUAGAGGACUGCCUCUCUCUCGGUAAGCCGCUUCUGAUAGAAGAUGUGGAAGAGGAGCUCGACCCUGCACUUGAUAAUGUACUGGAGAAGAACUUUAUUAAAGCUGGCAGCACUCUUAAGGUGAAGGUUGGAGACAAAGAAGUCGACGUUAUGAAAGGUUUUGUGUUGUACAUCACAACUAAACUACCAAACCCUUCCUAUGCACCAGAGAUCAGUGCCCGUACAGCUAUCAUUGACUUCACAGUGACAGUGAAAGGUCUUGAGGAUCAGCUCCUUGGACGUGUGAUACUGACAGAGAAGCAGGAGCUAGAGGUGGAGAGAGUUAAACUGAUGGAGGAAGUGACAGCCAAUAAGAAGAAAAUGAAAGAGCUUGAGGACAGCCUUCUCUAUCGUCUCACCUCAACAAAAGGUUCUUUGGUUGAUGACGAAUCCCUCAUUGAAGUACUGAGGACUACUAAAAUCACAGCAGAGGAUGUUACUAAGAAGCUAGAGAUAGCAGCACAGACUGAGAUCAAGAUAAACACAGCAAGGGAAGAGUACAGACCAGUCGCUGCCCGUGGCUCUAUUCUCUAUUUCCUGAUAGUCGAGAUGUCAAUGGUGAGCGUCAUGUAUCAGACCUCACUCGUUCAGUUCUUGGAGAUCUUUGAUAACUCCAUGGCUCGCUCUGCCAAGUCUCCUGUGACUGCUAAGCGUAUCAGCAACAUUGUAGAGUAUUUGACUUUUGAGGCUUUCCGAUAUUCCACGAGAGGACUUUACGAAGAGCACAAGUUCCUUUUCACUCUUUUGCUGGCUUUGAAAAUUGACCUGCAGAAAGGACAUGUGAAACAUAACGAGUUUCAGACUCUGAUCAAGGGAGGGGCUGCGUUGGACUUGAAGGCAUGUCCCCCCAAGACCUCUCGUUGGAUCACUGACAUGACAUGGCUCAAUUUAGUUGAGUUGUCAAAGCUCCAGCAAUUCUCUGAAAUACUAACACAAAUAUCUCGUAAUGAUAAAGGAUGGAAACUGUGGUUUGAUAUGGAAGCUCCUGAAGAGUCGCCUAUACCUGAUGGAUACAACGGUCUUGAUACCUUUAGGAAGCUCCUCCUUGUUAGGUCCUGGUGUCCUGAUAGAACAUAUGCUCAAGCUAGAAAGUACAUCUCAGAGUCCUUGGGUGUGAGAUAUGCUGAAGGUGUCAUCCUUGAUGUAGAGGGAAUGUGGAAGGAGUCCAGGAUAAGAGUUCCUAUGAUUUGCUUGCUCUCAAUGGGAUCUGAUCCUACAAUGACAGUUGAUGGGCUUGCUAAGAAAUACCAACUAGCUUGUCAUACCAUAUCAAUGGGUCAGGGACAGGAAGUACAUGCCAGACGACUCCUCCAACAAUGCCAGACUCAGGGUGGUUGGGUAUUAUUACAGAAUGGCCACUUGGCAUUGGAUUUCAUGGAUGAGCUACUCAACACUAUAGUUGAGACACAGUCAGUCCACGAGACCUUUCGGCUGUGGAUGACAACCGAAAUACAUCUCAAGUUCCCUAUUAACCUCCUUCAGAUUUCUAUCAAGUACACGUUUGAGCCUCCCCAGGGAGUAAAGGCUGGACUCAAGAGAACAUAUUCUAGCAUGACUCAGGAGCAUCUUGACUACAGCAACCUCAUGCAGUGGAAGCCGUUGCAGUAUGCUAUUGCUUUCCUUCACACUACAGUCCAGGAGAGGAGGAAGUUUGGUCCGCUUGGCUGGAACAUACCUUAUGAGUUCAAUCAGUCUGAUUUCAACGCAUGCACCCAAUAUAUACAAAACCUUCUUGACGACAUGGACAUUAAGAAGGGUCCAUCAUGGAGUGCUAUACGGUAUAUGGUUGGUGAGAUACAGUACGGAGGAAGAGUCACUGACGACUUUGACAAACGUCUGUUGAACACUUAUGCAAAGGUAUGGUUUGGCGAGCACAUGUUCCAGACCUCGUUCAUGUUCUACAAGGGAUAUCAGAUCGCUGUCCUUAAGACUGUCAAGGACUAUCUUGACUUCAUUGAGAAGCUGCCGCUAAUAGACACACCAGAGAUAUUUGGAAUGCAUCCUAACGCAGACAUAACGUAUCAGAGUAACACUGCAAAGGCCUGCCUUGACACUAUACUUGAGAUCCAGCCCAAGGACAGCAGCAGUGGAGGAGGAGAGACAAGAGAGUCAGUCGUACGUAGGCAGGCUGGAGAAAUGCUGGAGAAACUCCCUGACGACUACAUACCUCAUGAAGUGAAGUCUAGGCUUCAGAAAAUGGGCUCAAUAGCUCCCAUGAACAUAUUCCUGAGACAAGAGAUUGAUCGUAUGCAGAGAGUCAUUGGUUUAGUAAGGAGCACUCUCCAGGACCUCCAGUUGGCCAUUGAUGGAACAAUCAUCAUGAGUGAGAAUUUGCGUAAUACCCUGGACUCUAUGUAUGAUGCUAAAGUGCCUCCACUUUGGAAAAAGGUCUCAUGGGAAUCAACAACCAUUGGUUUCUGGUUUACUGAACUCCUGGAACGAGACACACAGUUCAGGUCAUGGAUCUUUACAGGCCGCCCCACACUCUUCUGGAUGACUGGUUUCUUUAAUCCACAGGGUUUUCUGACAGCUAUGAGACAAGAGGUUGCUAGAGCACACAAAGGCUGGGCACUUGACAGUGUAGUUCUCCACAAUGAUGUGACUCGAAUGAAUAAAGAAGAUGUGACUGCCCCUCCUCAAGAAGGCGUGUACAUACAGGGCCUAUUUAUGGAUGGAGCUGGUUGGGAUCGUAAGAACUCCAAGCUUGCUGAGCCCACCCCUAAAGUGCUUUAUGUCACCAUGCCAAUUAUUCAUGUAUAUGCCAUUAACACCAAAGGGGCAAAGGAUCCUAAACUAUACGUGUGUCCUGUGUAUAAGAAACCCCGUCGUACUGAUCUAACUUUUAUUACCGCACUCUAUUUAAAAACCACUCAAAAUCCAGACCACUGGGUGAUGAGAGGUGUAGCUCUCCUUUGUGACAUUAAAUAACUUUGUAUUAUUAAGUUUAUUGUAGAGACUUAUUAUUAUAGUGCUAGUGUAUGGUACACAUAUAAUAACUUAUUGUAGAAUUGUAAUUUUUGAAUGGGCAUGAUCCACUGUGUUUCAUUUUGAUUGCCUUGUUUUGGAGUUUGCAUUUGCAGAGCUGCUGGUUAUUUCAAUUAUAUAAUUUCAC
Amphimedon queenslandica is the source of this 14118-nucleotide messenger RNA. RefSeq names its product dynein heavy chain 5, axonemal-like. Gene Ontology annotation, molecular function: minus-end-directed microtubule motor activity; dynein light intermediate chain binding; ATP hydrolysis activity. NCBI's taxonomy places the organism in Eukaryota, Metazoa, Porifera, Demospongiae, Haplosclerida, Niphatidae. Gene Ontology annotation, biological process: microtubule-based movement. The record is from RefSeq and is a predicted model, not a curated record. Gene Ontology annotation, cellular component: axonemal dynein complex. The transcript has 49 exons. The coding region runs from base 51 to 13934 and encodes 4627 amino acids.